AAUUCUUUUAAACCCUUCUUUAAGGUGUGAUGAAGGAGGGAGGACGGUGCUGAUCUGUUGCGGUUUUCCAGUUUGUGUCGGGAGUUAACUGGAAGUCCCUGAAACAAUGUCUCAGGCUCGGGUCACCGAUUUCUUCAGCCAGAGCAAGAGAGUCAAUGUGGACGGUACAGGGUCACCGAAGGCGGCUGUACAAACGGAGGUCCUGCGAGUGGAGACAAAACGGGAACAUGUGCGAACGACACGGUCCAACAGUAAAACGCUCCCUCUUGCUGAUGCAUCCAGGACCAGAUCCACGUGUUCUACGAAUCCGGUCCAGCGGGAUCCGAAGACUGAGCUGGGAGAGCAGGGAGCGCCAGCAGUGCUGAGGGACACAGCAGGAGUAGCUGCGAAUGAUCAUGGCGCCUUUGAAAAAUCAUUCGCUUCGGCUCCCCAGGAGGCUCCCCGCACUCCCAAGCGGAGGUCGCCGGAGACGGAGUUUGACCUUAGCUCUGAGUUGUUUUCCACCGCCGGGACGGGACACAGCUCAGCAAAGAAACGGGCCGUGUCGUGCCGCGUGGACCCGGAGACCGAGCCUGUACCGAGGCGCACCGAGGGGAAAACUCAGAAGAGGACAGCAAGGAAGCGGCUUGUCCUUUCCAACCCACCGGAGGAGAUAACCGUAUCGGAGAGCAAGCCAGCCACAGAGGUGGUGUCUGGAGGCAAGGAAGUGAAGAAUUCGGUGGACCAGAGUGGCGAUUCCCCCUCAGCGGGUAAACUGCACGACAGUAGCAGUGUCGUUCCCCAGUCGACAGCAGGGAAAAAGACCUUUUCCGUGGACGAUAUGGCAGCCCUCAAAUCUCGCCUUCAGAAGUUCCAGGAGAAGAAGGGGCCUCUGCCCCCAGCAGCCCCCAAGGGCGUGUCCUCGGAUGUGAAGACAAUGCUGGCUCGUGCCCGGGAGUUGGGGGCAAGGGCACAGUGCCGCAAGGAGGAGAAGCUGGCAGAGGAGGCUAAGCUUGCCACGGAGGAGAGGAAACCCCCUGUUGUAGAAAGUGAAAAUGUUCCAGCAUACCAGCGCUACCACACGCUUGCCCAGGAUGUGCCGCCUGGCCUCUCCUUGCCCUACAAGUUCAAAGUGCUAGAGGAGAUGUUCCGGAGCUUGGACACCAUUGUGGGUAUCCUCUACAACCGCUCUGAGAUCAUCACCUUUGCUAAGGUCAAGCAGGGUGUCCAAGACAUGAUGCACAAGCGGUUCGAGGAGAGUCAUAUGGGCCAAAUUAAGACUGUCUAUCCAUCAGCCUUCACCUUCCAGCAGGAAAACAACAUCCCCACUUUCAAUGCCACGGUGAAAAAAUCCUGUUACCAGCUGACAAUCGAGCCUGUCAUCAAUAAAGAGAACAAUGAUGCGAGGCCCCUGCUUUCCAGUUCUCGUCUGCUAGAAAGGAGACGCACGUUCCACCGAAACUUGGUUGACAUUGUCAAGAAGCAUCACAAGGUGUUCUUGGCAUCCCUGGACCCACCCAUGCAUGUCCCAGAUGGCAAACUGACCCGCUGGCAUCCUCGCUUUAAUGUGGAUGAGGUGCCCGACAUCCAGACCAGCAAGUUGCCACAACCUCCCCAGAUGGAAAAGCUGACCACUGCAAAGGAGGUGCUGGACAGGGCUUGCUCUCUGACACCGAAGAUGGAGAGGGCCCUGGCCAACAUGGCACUGAAGACUGUGGAAACCACCAGUCUAAGAGAAUCUGCACAAACAGCCACCCCAGUGUCUGCUGCAAGGCCAAAAGCUCUCAAAGGGGUUUCUGAAUCUCUGCUGGAGAGGAUCAGGGCAAAGGAGGCACAGAAGCUGCAAGCCACCAUGAUGCGCAACCCACAGCAGGAGGAGCGGCUGGUGAUGAUGUCGCGACUGGGGGAGAUGGCCAGGAUCCUGCGUAAUGUCUUUGUGGCUGAGAAGAAACCAUCCCUCAUCAUGGAGGUGGCGUGCAAUCGUGUGAUUUCCAGCUACCGCUCAGCCCUCAGCACCGGAGACAUGGAAAAGCAUCUGCGCCUCCUGGCAGAGCUUGCCCCCGAUUGGCUGACCAUCCACCCAAUCAGAAAGGACUUCUACCUGAAGCUCAACAAGACCAUGGCUCUGAAUGUGGUGCUAGAGAAACUGAGCCAGAAGACAAAGGAGGAAGAGGCCAAGAACUGAAGCUGUCAGUGAGCACCUGAGCAGUGACAGCUAUGUGCAAUCAGUAGCUAAUAGUCAUUUUAAUCUGAUCUUAGUCUUAUCCUCCUUCCUCCAACUAGCAUUAUGUGGUCAACAUUAGAUGCACUGUCCUUCAAAAUGUCUCUUUGGGUUUUAACUGUGGGAGGGAAAAGAAUGCACAACCAAUAAUGUCACAGGCUUUUUUUUAGAGUGGUGAAUAGAGUUUGUAACCAAUUUUUAAAUUUGUACUUCCUAGGCUUAGGAGGAACCUUUAAUAAAAAGUUGUACAAUUUCUAUACCAUUUCUUAAAACCCCAGCUUGGUUAAUAUGUAAAGUUUUAAGAUGUAAUUUUAUUUUAUUCCCUCUUACACAGUGAAAUAUUUCAUGUUAUCAAGUUAUGUAUUUAUACU
Scleropages formosus (Asian bonytongue) is the source of this 2571-nucleotide messenger RNA. RefSeq names its product chromatin licensing and DNA replication factor 1 (gene cdt1). Gene Ontology annotation, biological process: regulation of DNA-templated DNA replication initiation; DNA replication preinitiation complex assembly; DNA replication checkpoint signaling. The record is from RefSeq and is a predicted model, not a curated record. Gene Ontology annotation, cellular component: nucleus. Bases 107 to 2164 code for a protein of 685 amino acids. The transcript is spliced from 10 exons. NCBI's taxonomy places the organism in Eukaryota, Metazoa, Chordata, Actinopteri, Osteoglossiformes, Osteoglossidae. Gene Ontology annotation, molecular function: DNA binding; DNA polymerase binding.